AUGCGACUCAAUCCUGAAAAGUGCGUGUUUGGAGUCACCGGAGGGAAGUGCCUUGGCUUCCUCGUUGACGAGAGAGGAAUAGAAGCAAACCCCGACAAGAUCCAGGCGAUCCAAGACAUGAAGUCACCUAGAUCCGUAAAAGAAGUCCAAAAACUAACAGAAUGCAUAGCUGCCUUGGGGAGAUUUCUAUCAAAGUCCGCGUACAGAUGCUCGCCCUUCUUCAAAACCCUCAAGCAAAGCAAGUUUGAAUGGACGAGAGAAGCCGAAGAAUCCUUCCAGCAGUUAAAAGAGCACUUGUCCUCUUUGCCAAAACUAGUUUCGCCAUUCAACGGGGAGAAGCUGGUCUUAUAUGUCUCGGUCUCCGAAUAUUCCCUAUCAGGAGUAUUAAUCGCCGAAAGAGAAAAGAAGCAAUUCCCUGUAUAUUAUGUAAGUCACGCCUUUCGAGGAUCCGAGGGGAACUACAGCGAAGUAGAGAACACUAGUGGAAAAAAUCUGACGCUUAUGGUUAAGAUGAAACUUGUGGGGCAAUAUUCAUUCCAUACGGCUUCCGUUCUUCAAGAACUUGACCCUGUAAACAAUCACCAAACAUUACGUUUGUGUGCAAUCAAAGCCCAAGCUCUGGCCGACUUCAUUGCCGAAAGCCCUAUCCCCCAUCAUCCUGAACCUAAUCAAGAAUGGAGGUUGUAUGUAGAUGGAUCCUCAACACAAUCAGCAAGCGGAGCUGGGCUGUUGAUCGUGUCUUCUGCCGGGGUCCUUAUGGAAAGAGCGGUCAGAUUCGAGUUCGCGGCUUCUAACAAUGAGGCAGAAUACGAAGCAUUACUCAUGGGGCUCAAAAUCUGCUAUGAGGCAGGGGCUAAAAUAUUAUCCACUUUCUCUGAAUCCCAGCUAAUAGUCGGACAAGUGAAUGGGGAAUUCGAAGCCAAAGAUGAUAGCAUGAAGAUGUACUUGCAACAAGUAAGAGAACUUGUCAAGAAAUUCGACAAGUUCACAUUGAUCCACAUCCCAAGAUCUCAAAACGCACAAGCCGAUUCCCUGGCAAAGCUCGCCAGCUCAGCUGAAACAUCCGCGGCUCGCGAAAUUAUCUGGGAAGUACUUCCCAACCCCAGUAUCAACUUCAUGGUUAACACCAUUGAUAGAUCGGUAAUGUGGAUGGAGCCAUACAUCAAAUAUCUGCAAAAUCAGACGCUCCCCCAAGAUGAGAAUCAGGCAAAAUUGCUUCAAAAGAAGGCCAGAUGGGAGUACGAACUGUCAUUGGCAAAGUCCUCAGAAGCGGAUAUUAUUGGCCCCUCGCUCAGGAGUGACGCGAAAGCACUUAUCCAACGAUGUCUCGAAUGCCAGUACCACUCAAAGAUAAGAAGGAAACCGUCUAACUACUUGUCAACCAUGCAAGCCGUCCUGCCUUUCGAUAAGUGGGGUAUAGAUCUCCUUGGCCCCUUCCCACCGGCAAAGGGGCAAUGCAAAUUCAUUAUUGUGGCUAUUGAUUAUUUCACCAAGUACGUGGAAGCAGAGGCCCUUAGCUCAAUCACAGACAAACAAGUCUGUCAAUUCAUAUGGCAAAAUAUCAUCACGAGAUACGGUAUUCCUCGUGUGCUUAUUACCGACAAUGGGAGACAAUUUGUCAGUAAGAACACAAUAGAAUACUGCGACAGGUUCGACAUUCAAAUCCGAUUCAGUUCAGUAUCUCGACCGCAAACCAAUGGCCAAGUUGAAUCAGCAAACAAGGAGAUUUUGAACGGCAUCAAAAAGAAAACAGAAGAGGUUAAAGGUACUUGGGAUGAAGAACUACCUGGCAUCCUAUGGGCAAGCCAAACAACCGUCAAAGAGGCAACAGGGCAUACCCCAUUUUCCUUGGUCAAAACUAAACGCAUUCAAGUUGGCGACUUCGUCCUCCGCAAAGUUGAGGCCACGGGAAAAAUCGUAGAUAAAGGAAAACUAGGGGCCAACUGGGAUGGCCCGUUCAAAAUCAUCCGCGUCAUCAAACCAAGGACAUUCGAACUAGAAGACAUGAAAGGGAAGAAACUACCCCGUCUAUGGAAUGGAGAUCACUUAAAGAAGUACUUCAUUGAAUAA
Molecule: messenger RNA, 2070 nt
Organism: Amaranthus tricolor (Joseph's coat)
Lineage: Eukaryota; Viridiplantae; Streptophyta; Magnoliopsida; Caryophyllales; Amaranthaceae
Exons: 5
Coding region: 1-2070 (689 amino acids)
Biological process (GO): DNA integration
Molecular function (GO): RNA-DNA hybrid ribonuclease activity; nucleic acid binding
Source: RefSeq, a predicted model, not a curated record